This is a messenger RNA of Trametes versicolor FP-101664 SS1, 1357 nucleotides long. Its product is annotated as WD-repeat containing protein SWD2. Gene Ontology annotation, cellular component: Set1C/COMPASS complex. NCBI's taxonomy places the organism in Eukaryota, Fungi, Basidiomycota, Agaricomycetes, Polyporales, Polyporaceae. The transcript is spliced from 4 exons. Bases 1 to 1206 code for a protein of 401 amino acids. The record is from RefSeq and is a predicted model, not a curated record. Gene Ontology annotation, molecular function: protein binding; chromatin binding.
AUGCCGCCACCCGCGACGACCCCCAGCAAUGAGCCCUUCCCGUCUCUCGCCCUGACCCCGGCUCUUAUGAGCAAGCUCAAGCCGGCCAGGAUAUUCAAGACCGCGGUCGAGCAGCAAACGCCACCCUCACCCGGCUCUGCCUCGCCCCGCCCAAGUCAGCUAGGACCGAGGCAGAUCUCGGGCAUAAGCUUCGAUGACAGGGGAGAUCAGGUCAUAACUGCGGCGGAGGAUGAGACAUUCCGGUUGUAUAACUGCAAAACUGGCAAGCAGGUGAAGAUCUUGUACUCCAAGAAGUACGGUGUUGAUCUUCCCCGUUUCACGCACAAAAACACCGCAAUUCUCCACGCGUCGACGAAGGAGGACGAUACCAUCCGGUACCACUCCCUGCACGACAACAAGUAUCUGCAGUACUUCAAAGGACACAAGGCUCGCGUCAUCUCCCUCGAGAUGUCCCCCGUUGACGAUGGCUUCAUGUCUGGGUCUCUGGACAAGACGGUGCGUCUGUGGGACCUCCGCUCGCCGAGCUGCCGGGGCCUCCUGAACCUCCCUGCGUCCCCGGUCGUCGCGUAUGACGCCUCUGGCAUCGUCUUUGCUGUCGGCGUCAACCAAUACUCCCGUAUUCUGCUCUACGACGUAGCCAACUUCGACAAGGCACCCUUCAUGACCAUCACGCUAGAAGACCCCACCCUGUCUCUUGUAAGCUUCCCACCACGCGCUAUCUACAUGACGUCUCUGGCCUUCUCGACGAACGGGAAAUAUCUUCUUGUAGGUUGUUCUGGAGGGGCGCACUAUAUCAUGGACGCGUUUGACGGCCACUUGCUGGCUAAGCUGGAGGGGCACAUCGGGCUCGAGCGCCGGAAGCUAGACAUCCCGCUUAACAUCGAGCCAUCACGAGGAUGCAGCGGGGAGGAAGUUUCGUGGACACCAGACGGCAAAUUCGUCGUUGGCGGGAGUCUCGACGGGAAGAUUUGCGUCUGGGACGUGCAGAAUUUGCCGGCGAAGGAGGGGCCAGUCGACCUCAAGUCGCCACCUGUGCGUUUUAUGCCCAUGAGCGUCCUCGAGGGCCAUCCGGGGCCCUCAAGAUGCGUCAAAUUCAACCCACGCUUUGCGAUGUUGUGUUCUGCGGGUGCUGAGCUCGCAUUCUGGUUGCCUGAUCCGGCUGGCGAUCCGGAGGAAAUAGCGAAGGAGCUGCUGAAGAAGAAGUAGACAUGACGGCGUGGGUGGGUUGUUAUGGGCGGUCGUGUGUGCUCAUGUUGGAAGAUUGGCCGUCGUUGGCUUCUGUUGUAUGAUCUCCUGCCCGGACUGUCUCGCUUUCGAUGUACAACUGCUUACUUUGCGUCCACAUCGCAGCUAAUUG